AUGUCUGAACACACAGCCCUCAUUAACACUAACGAAACUGGAUUCCAGCACAGAUUUGAAGCUAUCUUUGAACAGCGUCUUCGCCCCUGUCUGACGGAGUUGAUUGCUACUGCCAUUUUUGUUUUUAUUGGAACCACUGCGGCCUGUUCAUCUAUGACAGUUGACGGGGUUGCCUUAGCGCAUGGUUUCACGAUUGCAUUGUUGAUCAUAGGAACAGGCUCGAUAAGUGGCGCCCAUAUAAAUCCUGCAGUAACUCUGGGAGUUCUGAUUGGCGGUGCAAUUGCUCCAAUUCAGGCGCUCUUGUAUAUUGUGGCUCAGUUAUUAGGAGCGAUUCUCGGCGCUGCAUUUUCUUUGGCUGUUAUUGGCUAUGACGCCUAUGGUACAUGUGGUGGUGGUGGGCAUGUAUUGCCAGCACACCAUACACCGGGACAAGCUGUCUUCUGCGAGAUCCUUCUGACCGCCCUCUUGGUCUCUACGGUACUUCUAGCAGCCGUAGACUCCAGCACUAAGAGCGAUCUGGCUCCCCUAGCAAUUGGGUUUGCCGUCACCGCGGAUAUUUUGGCAGGGGCAGCAGUCAGUGGCGCCUCCAUGAACCCCGCCCGUAGCUUUGGUCCGGCUGUGGUCGUUCAUAAAACAGAAGUUUGGAGUUACCAUUGGAUCUAUUGGGUUGGACCAGCUACCGGGGCAGCCAUUGCUGGUUUUAUCUACAGGUUGCUUUUGGCGGGACCUGAAAAGAGGAUUCGUCUUCAGGCCAGACAUUAA
Molecule: messenger RNA, 762 nt
Organism: Candidula unifasciata
Lineage: Eukaryota; Metazoa; Mollusca; Gastropoda; Stylommatophora; Geomitridae
Source: the annotation of a GenBank genome assembly